GAAGCCCUGCGCGAGGGAGGGAAAGGGGCGUGGCGAAGUGUCGGUCGCGAGGGGGCCACGCUGGGAGCUCCCCUCAAGGUGGUGUGGCUGGGGGCCUUGUCGCCCUCCUUCCCUCCCUCCCUCCCUGUGGCCUGACAGAGUUGUGAGGGAAGAGAGGCGUGCCCUUCCUGCCUUCCUUCCCUUCCCUCUCCCCUCCCUCUCCGUCUCCGCUGGGUUUCUAGGGACUUUCCAGAGGCGCUUCCUGGCCCGCCCCGUUUCCGCCCGCGSCUCCUUCCGAAGCCAGGGCAGGGCAAGGCAAGGCAAGGUGGCGGGCGGGCACUCUUCCUCCUAUCCUUCCGCGCCAUGGACUGCGAGGGGUACCGCUCGUGCUUGGAUGGUUUGGAUUAUGAUGAUUUCCAGUUUGGCUCUCAUUUGAUUGAGCAGAAGGAGUUGCAUAUGGAGACAGCUGAAGGCCCAUUCCUCACUAUCAUUGAACAGCCAAAGCAGCGAGGUUUCCGAUUCCGGUAUGGCUGCGAAGGGCCUUCACAUGGUGGGUUGCCUGGAGCUUCUAGUGAAAAGGGACACAAAACUUAUCCCACUGUCAAGAUUUCUAAUUAUGUUGGACUGGCCAGGAUAGAAGUGGACCUGGUGACGCACACUGACCCUCCACAGGUGCAUGCCCAUAGUCUGGUGGGAAAGCAAUGCAACGAAGAUGGCAACUGCAUUGUGACAGUGGGCCCAAAGGACAUGACUGCGCAAUUUAAUAAUCUGGGCGUACUCCAUGUAACCAAGAAAAACAUGAUGGAGAUAAUCAAGAACAAACUUCAGAAGCGGAAGAUGCGAAAUAGGACGCAAUCUCUGACAGAAUCUGACCAAGAUGAGCUUGACCAAGAAGCAAAAGAGCUGAAGAAGACAAUGGAUCUCAGCAUUGUUCGCUUGCGUUUCAGUGCCUACCUCCGUGACAGCAAUGGAAACUUCACUCUGGCAUUGAAGCCAGUUGUCUCAGAUCCCAUUCAUGACAGCAAGUCUCCUGGAGCUUCCAACCUGAAAAUCUCUCGUAUGGACAAGACAGCUGGUUCUGUGCGAGGUGGGGAUGAAGUCUACUUGCUGUGUGAUAAAGUUCAGAAAGAUGAUAUUGAAGUACGAUUUUACGAAGAUGAUGAAAAUGGCUGGCAGGCCUUUGGAGAUUUCUCCCCUACUGAUGUUCAUAAACAGUAUGCUAUUGUGUUCCGCACGCCUCCCUAUCACAAGACGCAGAUCGAUCGCCCAGUCACUGUGUUCCUCCAACUGAAGCGCAAGCGUGGAGGUGAUGUCAGUGACUCCAAGCAGUUUACAUAUUAUCCGAUUGUUGAAGAUAAGGAAGAAGUGGAAAGGAAGCGUAAGAAGUUCUUGCCUCAAUUUCCUCAACAUUUUGGUGGAGGUGCCCCUAUGGGAGGAGCAGGUGGUGGAGCUGGUGGAUUUGGCUCUGGUGGAGGUGGAAAUCCCUGGAACUCUGCAGGAUACAGUCCUUACAAUAGCAACAUCUACCUAUCUGGCACCCACCCUGUGGGCAGCUAUCAAGGAGGGAGAGGCAUUCAGAUGCCUAAAGCUGUCCCAGUGGAAGAUGGGGACCGUCAGCUCUCAGAGGAUAGGAAACAAGCCUUCACAGAUGAAAAGGAUUGCCUAGAACUUCUACAGCAUGCUCAAGAAUGCAGCUCAUGGAUGCUGAUGCUGGCUCGACGCAGCGCUCGGGCCCUUCUGGACUAUGCUGUCACUGCUGACCCACGUAUGCUCUUGGCUGUGCAGAGACACCUUGCAGCGUCUCAGGAUGAGAAUGGAGACACACCUUUACACCUGGCAGUUAUUCAUGAGCAGACAGCUGUGAUUGCACAACUGGUCCAAGUGGCAGUCAGUAUCCCCAAUCAACAGAUCAUCAACAUCGCCAAUCAUUUGCAGCAGACACCUCUGCACUUGGCUGUGAUCACCCGUCAGCCCAGGGUGGCUGGUUUCUUGCUCCAAGCUGGUGCAGAUCCCACUCUGCUGGAUCGCUAUGGCAAUUCAAUAAUUCACCUUGCCCUUCAGCUGGGAGAUGAAGAGAUGCUGAGAACCCUUCUAUGUCACUUGGGGCCCCAUACACUCCACCUUCUUGAGACACCAAACUACCUUGGGCUUUUCCCCGUUCAUCUUGCUGUAAAAUGCAAGAGGCUAACCUGCCUUGAGCUGCUGGUUGAGAAGGGAGCAGAUGUGAAUGCAGCUGAGCGACAGAGUGGCCGGACACCCUUGCACCUCGCUGUGGAGAUGGAGAACCUGAACCUGGUCACUUGCCUGAUAAAGAAGUUGGGAGCUGAUGUGAAUGCCCAGACUUCUGCUGGGAAUACGCCUCUUCACUUGGCAGCAGGAAUGGGCUCUCCAAUCCUUACCAAGUUGCUGAUCAAAGCAGGGGCUGACAUUCAUUGUGAGAAUGGUGAACCAAUGACGGCUACCUCCUCUAAUUCAAGCAGUGAUACAGAGUUAGAGGAGGAUUGGGCCAUGGAACUGGAAGAUGAAUUUUCCAGUCACUUUAUUGAGCGAGAUGUAGGCCGCCACCCAGAGCAAGAAGAACCAACUCCAUGCAGGAAAAGGCAGCGGCGAGGUCACAUCCCAUUUGACUUGACAACUAGCCAGAAAGUGCGGGAAAUACUGCUUCUGGCUUCACUGGAGGAACCUGAAAGGGAGCAGACUGCAGCUCCUCCUCUUUCUAGGCAAGGGAACAUCCUGUCUCUGGAUAGUGAUACUUUCCAGUGCCUGGAGCAUCUCCUGAACCGGGACUGCCACGGAGCAGACUGGGUGGAACUGGCCAAGAGGUUGGGUCUCUGCAGUCUGGUGGAGACUUACAGAGACACGCCUUCCCCCAGCCGGAGACUCCUGCUCAGCUAUGAGCUUGCUGGUGGCAGCCUUAAGGGCUUGUUGGAAGCCCUUGAGACAAUGGGACUGACAGAGGGAGUGAAGUUACUACGUAGAACAGAGUCUUUCCCUGAAGUACAAAGUACAGAACUGAAGGAAGACAGUGGUUAUAGGAGUCAGUCGGUGGAAAAGAAGCCAAUGGUCCCAUCUGGGAAGAUGCCGUCAGCACCUUUAUUGGACCCGCCAUCACUCUCACUUCACAACCAGGAGGAGCAAGUGCACUGAUGUUUGGAGGCCCAGAACCUGACUGACUGCAUGGGGAGGUGUUCCCCAGUCCCAGGUUCCAGCAGCAAUGACUGGGAGUGCUGCACAGUGCUGAUUUUAAUGGUUGGUCUAGAAAAGAGAGUUCAGCUUGUCUGCUGGCUACAUCAGGCCUGGCCCAUUGUGGGGGGAAAAGCACUCGGCUUUCAGUCUUGUUCAAGUCAAGACUGGAAUCUUCCUCCUAUUUUCUCCCGUCUUCCUCUGCAAUGGUUGUUACUUGCCGGGCAAUGGAAACUACUUCUGUGCAAGCUGCUGGAAGAACAUCCUUUGCCAGGCUCCUGCAAAUCUUACCCACACAGUGCCUUUGCAAGCCUUCUACAUCCUGGUGCUUCUUCUUUGGGAACUGAUGGAAUCAAGCCUUUUUUUCUGAGCAGAAUCUCCAAAAUUGUACCAAAGGUAGGCUGUCUUAGCAGGUUGAAUUCCUUAAGUUCAUAUCGCAAGUAGGUCUUGAGGAGUUGGAAGGGCUCUCGCAGGCCAUCAGGUCCAAGCCCCCACUGCCACACCACCCUAUGCAAUUGCUUACUCAUAUGAUGGCCAUUUGGGGUGUGAUUAAUCCCUUCCAUUUUAUAGAUAGGGCAGUUGUUUUGCCCUUUUCCUUAACUGUUUUAACACUUGUCGAGUGACAAAAGGCACCUUCUGAGAAUGCUAAUGAUGUCAGUAUCCACAUUUUGCAAGUAGAAUUGCUGAUGCCUUGUUCCAAAUAGCAGCCUGUAAUUGCAUUUCCUAUUCAGAAAGUUGCAGAGUGUAAAUAUGUCAUUAAUAACAUGCUAUGUAAAUAGCAAUCCCAAUGAUAUUAAAUUCCUCAGUGGGGAAGAAAGUUGACAAGUCCUUGCAUACAUUGCUCAUAUUCUGAGGGAAUAAUGAUUUUCAGUUCUGAAUCUGAGUUGGAUUAUUAUCAGGAAUUUAAAGCUGAAAUUUCUUCACUCAGAAAAUGCUCAGUUCUGUGAUGAAUAAAUGAUUCAAAUUUG
Anolis sagrei ordinatus is the source of this 4130-nucleotide messenger RNA. RefSeq names its product nuclear factor kappa B subunit 2 (gene NFKB2). Gene Ontology annotation, molecular function: DNA-binding transcription factor activity, RNA polymerase II-specific; protein binding; RNA polymerase II cis-regulatory region sequence-specific DNA binding. The record is from RefSeq and is a predicted model, not a curated record. Lineage: Eukaryota; Metazoa; Chordata; Lepidosauria; Squamata; Anolidae. Gene Ontology annotation, cellular component: cytoplasm. Gene Ontology annotation, biological process: signal transduction; regulation of DNA-templated transcription.